This is a messenger RNA of Durio zibethinus, 1203 nucleotides long. The record is from RefSeq and is a predicted model, not a curated record. Lineage: Eukaryota; Viridiplantae; Streptophyta; Magnoliopsida; Malvales; Malvaceae.
UUAUUUUUAUUUGAUAAAACAAAACAAUAUUUCAAUCUUGAAGAUAAGCUAAUUUUAAUCCAAAUGCUUGGAAACCAAGUUUGCCCCUGAAUUAAUAAAGCUAGUAAAAUCUCAAGUGUAAAUAGAAUGUUCCAAAACAAAUUUGGAUAUCUUUGACUGUUUUAUUCAGAAAUCAAAUCUUGCCUUGUUCAGGAUUUUGGCACAAUAAAUCUGCUAUAAAUGCUUGUAGGAGAGCUUGGUUUCUAGAGAAAAACAAGGGUUUUCUUCACUUUUCCAGGAGAGAAAAGUUUCAGGCAAAGAAAAAAGAGAUUAUGGUGAAAGAACCAGGGAGAAAAUGUUCUCCUUGUGGACAUAAUGGCCAAAAUUCGAGAACUUGCAAUAGCAAGGCAGGUUGUGUCAAGCUUUUUGGUGUGAAUAUAGCUGCCAUGGAUCAAAAGCAAGAAAAUUUCGUGAAGAAAAGUUUUAGCAUGGGAAAUCUGCAGUCUCAUGCAGAGAACAACAAUGGUAUUGUCAAGGACGAUGGUUAUUUGUCUGAUGGACAGAUUCAUGUUUCUAAGAAAAACAAAACAGUCCAUGAAAGAAAAAAAGGGAAGCCAUGGACGGAAGAGGAGCAUAGAAUCUUCUUAGCAGGUUUGAGAGAGCUGGGGAAAGGUGAUCGGAGAGGAAUUUCAAAGAAUUAUGUAACCACUAGGAACCCAACGCAAGUUGCAAGCCAUGCACAAAAAUAUUUUCCGAGGCAGGCAGGGAAUGAUAAGAAGAUUCGUAGACCAAGCCUAUUUGACAUGGCUUUUCAAGAAUCCGAAUCCGUAAUAUCUCUUAAUCCCUCUCUUACUUUUGAAAAAGAACAACAAUAUAUAGUUAGUUUGUUCAUGUACAUGACCAGAGCUCGUGGUUUUAAUCAACAGAAUGCAACUCCUUCGGGCUCCCCCUCAGGAAAAACUACUGCUAGAAAUUCAUGUCAGGAUAAUGCACCAUCUCACAUUGUAAACCGAUUUCCACAUCUUUGCUUGGAUGAACGUCCGGUCAUGUCGAUGGCGGCAUCUCAUAAUUUUCCAACUUAUUAUAACAGGAUUCAACCCAUGGUAAGAACCUAUUUGCAAUACAAUAUUUUCCUCUGAAAAUGCCAAACCAAAUAUAGAAAAACUUCAUCAAUAAUCAAAGUUUAAACAGGCAGGAGGAGUUCCCAAUGGACAAGGCUUACCA